Messenger RNA from Nezara viridula (southern green stink bug), 2633 nucleotides. NCBI's taxonomy places the organism in Eukaryota, Metazoa, Arthropoda, Insecta, Hemiptera, Pentatomidae. The record is from the annotation of a GenBank genome assembly.
GGGAGUGUUGUAGGAUUGCGGUAGUAUCUGUCGGUUCGCCAGGUGAUUACUUGUGAUAUGUCUUCUGUCGUUUUCUGAGUUAUGUUUUUAUAAUUGGUUUUCGUAAGUGAUUAACUAAGUGAAAUGAAUAUCAUAAGAAGUGCUUUAGAUACGUUCUGGAGUGAAACUGUUUGGCUACCUCCUAACAUCACAUGGGCUGACUUACAACCAAAUGAAAAAAUCCAGUAUCCUAAUCAUAGUCAUUUGUAUUAUCCUUUGCCUAUGGCAAUAGGAAUGCUAAUGCUACGAUACUUGUUAGAAUGGUAUGUUUUUGCUCCAUUUGGGGUAUCUCUUGGAAUUAAGGGCUCUAAACCAAAAAAGGCCCCAUUUCAUGAUCUGCUUGAAAAGGCUUAUAAGUUAAAUAACAAAAUGAAAUAUAAAGAAGUCAUUAGUAUAGCCAAACAGUCAGAUAUGACUGAAAGACAGGUUGAGAGGUGGCUCAGGCUUAGAAGAGCUCAAGAAAAACCUUCAACAUUAGUGAAAUUUUGUGAGAACAGUUGGAGAUGUUUGUAUUAUACUUAUUCCUUUAUCUAUGGCAUUGUUUGUUUAUGGGAUAAACCCUGGCUUUGGAAUAUUGAUGAAUGUUGGAGAAAUUACCCACAUCAGAGUAUUACUUCAGACUGUUGGUGGUAUUACAUGAUAUCAAGUUCAUUUUAUUGGUCCCUUACCAUUUCUCAAUUCAGAGAUGUUAAGCGUAAGGACUUUUGGCAGAUGUUUGUUCAUCAUUUGGCAACUAUUAGUUUAAUGGCUUUCUCUUGGGUCUGCAAUCUUGUCAGGGUUGGAACCCUUGUGCUUGUUGUUCAUGAUUGUGCUGACAUAUUUUUAGAGGCUGCUAAGAUGGCUAAAUACGCUAAAUAUCAGAAAUUCUGUGACAUCCUCUUCGCUAUAUUUACAUUAAUUUGGCUUCUGACCCGAAUAGGACUUUUUCCAUUUUGGAUUAUUUACAGCACCGCCAUUUCAGCACCGAAGAUAGUUAAUACUAUGUUUCCUGCUUACUAUAUUUUUAAUGGCCUUCUCUUGCUACUCCUUGCACUGCAUAUUUUUUGGACUCAUCUCAUCCUCAAGAUUGCUUACAAUGCUAUUUCGGCUGGUCAGAUGGAAGGCGAUAUUCGGAGUUCGUCAAGUGAAGAGGUCUCUGAUGCUUCGACCAAUUCGACAAACUCAAUCGCGAAACCGAAAACUCAAUGAUUCGACCAGUUCCGAUAAUGGAUAAGAGUAAAUUUGUGCUGAUGGCCAGGGUUUUGUAUACAUGUAUAUAUACAAAUUGUACAUUGAUAGAAAGGUGUCUAUCUGUUGCCCUCUGUAUAUACCAAAGAUGUUUGUAACAAUUUGUUUUUUUUUGUUUUGUUUUUUCUUUAGUAUUGCCUUGAUGUGUCACUCUCUUUGAAGGCACCUGGAGUAGAAUGUACUCCAUAUUAAAAGUCUUUUGCGUUUUCCACCCACCUUUAUAAUAUUUGUUCGAUGUUAGAUGUUAAAUCUCUACUUAAUGUUUAUGAUGUGGAGCGAGCAAGCUUUGUUGUGAGUAUGAGAGUUCGAUAUAGGCAAUAUUUUUAGAAGUAUAAUCUUUAUUUAAAUUAAAAUUGAAUGGCCAACUUCCAUUAUAAUGGUUUUUUAGCUUUAAACUGUAUGAAUAAAUUUAUUAUUUAUUUGUUAGUUUUCAUCGCCUGUUUUCACCUUUAUUAUAACGAGAAUGUUUCCUCUAUUUCCAUUAGAAUUGGAAAUAUAAAUAAAAAUAAGUUCUGUUAAAGUUAACUUAGAUCGAUAUUGUAAUUUAUGUACAUUUAUAAAUUAUUGCCUUAAGACUGUGAUUAUUACUGACAAACUUGUUAAGCCAUAAAUCAAUCUUCAAAGGUUUUUGAGUCUAAUUAACUUGCGUUUUUAUCAUUCCAUUACUCAUCACAAUGCAUGUGAAUGUGUGCUUGUAUAUGUUUUCUAUUUAUUUUAUUUAUAAUUCACAUGUGUCGGCACGUUGAUAUGUACUUGUGAUUUAUAAUUAACUAGUUGUUGUUUUUUAUUUUAUUUUUUCACUUUAGUGAUUAUUACAAAUAAUGUUUCCUUUUAUUUUCAAUAUUAAAAAAUUGUCUCGUAAGUUUUCCGAUAUUUAUAAAUUUUGAGACUGAUUAUGGUUAUGAGAGUAAAGUGAGAUUAUCCAAUUGCACUUGGGAAAUAUGGGGACAUAAGGUAUAUUCCUACAACCUUUGUACUUUAUGUAUGUCCAUUGUUAUACAAAAAGGUACAAUGUAACUACGUCAUGACCUUUGUUAGGUACUUUUCAUAUAUUUAUUGCAUGAUAAAUGUUUCAUCAUAUUGUAAAUUAUCAUGCCACAUAGAGAUUUGUUUGUAUAGUAAUAUUAUUAAAAAUUAUAUAUUUUCUGUGCAAUAUAUCUAUGUACAUAAGUGACAAAGUGUAGGAUUUCUGUUCGCUAAUGACUUAAUUAACACUAACUCAAAAAUAUUAGGCCAACAAAUUACUGAUUAACUUAAUAGCGAUAGGAAAUCUCAUUUCCUGUUCUACUCAAUAUAUUUUGAAAUAAAUCUGCAUUUUUUGACCUCCUUACAGUGUUUUCUUUUGUUUACCUUCCUAAUUAUUUAGA